This is a messenger RNA of Pungitius pungitius (ninespine stickleback), 3794 nucleotides long. RefSeq names its product SH3 domain containing 21 (gene mnmip1). The record is from RefSeq and is a predicted model, not a curated record. The coding region runs from base 381 to 1778 and encodes 465 amino acids. The transcript has 16 exons. Gene Ontology annotation, molecular function: protein binding. NCBI's taxonomy places the organism in Eukaryota, Metazoa, Chordata, Actinopteri, Perciformes, Gasterosteidae.
CGGCUCCUUGUGAAAUUCUAAUCGUUGUGACAUAAUGAACGUCACUUGGGCUCUUCAUUUUUUAAAGUUUUUUUGUUUUUGUCUGGCUUGUGAGCGUCUGUCCUCUGACGAGCAAACCUGUCUCACCUGUUCUCCUCCUGUCGCUCGACCCCUCCCUCUCUGCACCGUGUGACCAUUCCCCUCCUCGCUGUUGACUCGUCACGACUCGCCUCGGUGAAACCUGCCCAAUGUUAAUGUUUGACAAGGAGGACGACUGGCUCUACGGUCUGAGAUAACGCAAGCGCUCUCUUUCAGUUCUCCUUCUCCUCGAGGGUUGCUUUUGUGCUUUUGAGAAGGAACGACACACUCAAAGCCGAGGGAGAAACACAGAACUAAAGAACAUGGAGGUUCUGGUGCUGGUGGACUUCGAGGGCGACGCAGGAGACGAGCUCACAGUGAGGAUGGGGGACGUGGUGGCGAACGUCACCAAGGCCUCCGAGGACGGGUGGCUGGAGGGGGAGCUGAGGGGAAAGAGAGGCAUCUUCCCCGCUAACUUCACCAAGGAGGUGCCGGUCUAUUUGAUCGGGAGCGGCGAGAGGGAACCCCGCAGCAUCAGACAAACAAAGAAGAUGAAGCACAAGAGGAUGUGCGAGGUGGCGUUUUCCUACGAGCCCGUGAACCAAGACGAGCUGCAGCUGGUUGUGGGGGAGACGAUAGAGAUCGUCAAAGAGAUCGAGGACGGCUGGUGGAUGGGGGUGAAAAACGGCAAAGUUGGGGCAUUUCCCUCCAACUUUGUCAAAGAAAUUUUCGUGACCCCUAAAGACGGAAAGUACAGCGAGGGCAAGACGAGGCCCAAGCUCUCCAACGCGGUGUUCAGCAAGGAGAUAUCUCAGAGGACCAGUGUGAGGAGCAAAAUUAAAAACGUGGUGGAGUGUUGCCAAGUCAUGUUCAACUACGAGGCCAAAACGGAUGACGAGUUGUCGCUGAAAAAGGGAGACCUCGUUGUCGUGCUGAGAAAGGAAACCGAAGAUGAAGGCUGGUGGGAAGGAGAGCUGAACGGACGCUGCGGCUUCUUUCCCGAUAACUUCGUCAUGUUGAUACCGCCGAUGAACAGUCUGCAAUCCGGGACCCUGAACCAACCGCCUGCUCGCAACCACUCCACCAAAGUCCCAGAGACGACCGAGGGCUCAGCGAUGGAAAAAGUUGGACCUGCAAAGAUAAAAGAUGAUAAACAGGUUAAGGACCUGCGAAGUAAUCCUCCCAACAAAAUCAAGCUGCCGUCCUUCAACAAGCCGAGCCCGCCUCCAGUCAAAGACAAACCCGCCAAGGCUUCUUCCAACAGCACCAACGGGGAUGCGGCUUCUGUCUCGCCGGAAGAGAAGGACGACGGCGGCGACCGGUUUGACGGCGUGGACGUGCAGACGGAGAAGCUCUGCCAUCCCACAGCCAACCGAGCCAAACCCCCCCACAGGAGACCGCCAUCGGGCCUGGUCACCGGUGCAGAGGGUGCGGCGCCGGAGCUACCACCCAAGAUGACGCCGCCGCUGACGACGACGACGCCGACGCUGCCGGCUCGACCGCCGCCACCCAGAGUCCCUGUGGCGUCCAAAGGUGUGACCUUCAGAGAAGAUGUAACCGUGGAAAGCCUGCAGGCCGAGAUCAGGGAGCUGAAGAUGUCCCUGGAGCUGCUGCAGAGACAACACGACCGAGACAUGCAGGAAGUGAGAGAAGAGCUGCGCGAAGAGGGGAACAAACGAGUGGCCUUGCAGGAAGAAGUGCACAACAUGAGGAAGGAAUAAUGGCAGUCGCAGCCUGUGUUGGGGGGUUGUGUGCAGUCGGGAUGGAGAAGAUGAGCGAAGCCUGAAGUACGAGGUGCAGUUGGACACAGGACGGUCCUCACCCUGCACUCUGAAACUUAAUAAUCAAAGACUUUUAAAUGAUGGUCUGGUUGGCUCUUUUUACAUAUUCAAAUGCUGGAAAUGACAAAUGUCGGUUCUUAUGAGAUUUUGUCUGGGUUGUAAAUUUAUAUUUUGCAUUUUCACUUUUAUGGUCACUGGGGGUUUUAACACAUGCCUCUGCAGCGGUCCAUAGGAUGAAAUGUCGUGUUGCAAAGACCUAAAAUGAUGUUUUAAGUCAUCUAAAAGGGCUUUGAUUCUUGAAUGUCAUUAAUACCUUCACUGUGAAACAAAUGGUUUGACAUGGAGCUGAUCCAGCAGAAUGUAACUCUGCAUUAAUCCAGUGGGGGGUGCCGUGACUAUUCUACAUAAAGAGCUGGGUUCAACUUUGCAGUGAAUGCUGAAAGUGACCAUACUCAAAACACAUUUAAUUUAAAAGUAGAAAUGUUUUAAGACGUAAGCAAAUCACUGAUGUUAAUGGUGGAGGUCUUUUCUUUUUUUUUUUUUUUAAACACUUCAGGAGUCAAAGGGGGUGUGUGUGUGUGACCAGCUGCAUUUAUUGCAGUCGAGUAGAAAAUUCACUCUGCAACCCUUGAACUCGGAUCAAUGCAAAGGUGGGAAGAGAAUUGAGAGACAUAAUUCUCACCCACCGUGGGGGGGGGGGGGGGGAGAUAUUUAACUCGAAUGAGUCAGAAGUAUAGAUUUGGUGGAGGAGAGGCACAUCUGGAUCACAGCUGUAACUCAUCGGGUCCGGGUGCUUCUAAAACUUCCCUGGGAACCAACUAUUUUUGAAAUCUGUGUUGAGUAACGGUCAUUAAGGGCACAUUCCCGCUUAGACGGGGGGUGAAAUAGAUUAAACCAGACAAAAGGUCAUUUGGUAUCGCAGAGUUUUUGCAAGUUGUGGGGAAAAAAAAUGCCUGGACCUGGAAAAACCAGUGAAGAAUUUAUCCAACGAGGGACCUCUAACUUAUUGAAUCAGUCAGUGAUGAUGGAUGCUGCUUAUUCAAGGGGCUUAUAUAUUAUAGUACACCGUUUACUUACAUUUUACAGCAGUGUGAUAUAUUUGGAAUGAAAGACUAUUAAGCUGGGACUGUUUGGAGAAGUGAAAACAGAGCGUUGAUAACUGGGGCAUUUUGGAGCUCAGAGGUCAAAUACAAAAAGAAGUAGAGAAAGAGGCGCUGCGCUGAUGGAGAACACAUCGCCUCUGUCAAAGAAAGCAGCUGGAAGAUGAAGGGUUUGUUUUUCUUGACCUCACGGAACGCGCCGAUAAAUCUGCAGCAUAUUAAAGAAAAACAUGUUUAAGGGGAAUUCUAACCCCACAGCGUGUGCAGUUUUAUAUUCAAGUUUAAAUUAGGCCUUGAUAAUCAACUGUGAUGAAUUAAAGCAGUGGACAAAUGUGAUAAAUCUAUCUACAGCUGGUGUUUUUUGUAAAGCCUGGUUUCUCUGCCACAAAAGAACGUCUGAGCCUUUUCGCAGAGACGUUUCCCACCAUGUGGUGCGGUUCAGAAGCAUGACCCUGUGGCGCUGGAGUUCCCUCAAGCUGAUGAUGCUCACUUCCUUUUUACUGAUGUAUUGUUUCAUAACUGUAUAAUUGCAACGAGCCGAAGACAUGUUGCCUGUGAUCCUUAAUCGCGUCCCGUCAAAUGAAAAAGAGGGUUCAAAAUACGGAACCGUGGGUCUGUGCCUCCAAACAAAACAUCUCAAACCAACCACACGCUGCAGCAGAUAUCCGGAAGAUUCCGUUUAAGUGAGAAAAAAAAAGACUCCAAGUCAGGAAGUGGGGAAAGUCCAUGAAAAAAAAUACAUUUAUUAUCUAGGAUCACUAAAUAUCUGAAUUCCAUCCGAUUGGACUUGGUUGCCAGGGGGAUCUCCCGGUUGCCAGGGCGAUGUCUGCCCCUUUUGGGGGCCGUGCGUGUCUGU